AUGGCUCCACCCCUAGUUCAUCUGCUUGGUGCCCAGGCUGGUGCUGGUGCAGCAGUUGCAGCUGGUAUUGGAGCUGGUGGUGGUGCACCAGCUGCACCAGCUGGUGGUGGUGCUGCUGCUGGGGGUCCUAGGGCCAUGAGGUGGAACAACAACACCUCUGGCUUUGUCCUUUGGAGGAUGACACAGCUUGUUAGUGAUGAUAGUAGACCUGACAAAGUCUUCAAGGAUAAAGAUGUUAACCAUUUUGCCAAAGCCCUUAAGGAGUACAGUGGGGAGGCAGAUAGUGACACCAAUGCUAUCAUGCUUGAGCAGGAGCACUACCUUGGCCACUGCAAGGACCAUCCUAAAGAUGCAGAGUUUCUAAAUUGCCCUAUAAGGUUUUACAUUGAGAUGGAGUCCAUCUUUGGCCAUACUAUGGCCAAUGGUAGGUUUGCACUUGUUUCUGGUGAAGCCCUAGGGUCCAACCAGGCUAAGAGUGUUGCUGCUAAGAUGCCUGGUUUUAUUGAGGAGGCACUGAUAGUGGCCUACACCUACCUGCUGGACAACAAGGCCCAAGGUAGAGGCUUUGUUGGCAUGAGUGACACCCAAAGGGACAUUUGGCUCAAGAACUACCUAGCUAAGAACUACUACAUGUAG
This is a messenger RNA of Miscanthus lutarioriparius, 636 nucleotides long. NCBI's taxonomy places the organism in Eukaryota, Viridiplantae, Streptophyta, Magnoliopsida, Poales, Poaceae. The record is from the annotation of a GenBank genome assembly.